AUUUGAGUUUAAUUCAAGGUCGAAAGACAGAUUAUGCAUGCACCAAUGACUAAUGAUGUAUUCAUACGCAGGUCGUGAAGAUGAUCGUCCCAAUCAACAAUAUAAAUUCAUAUUACAUAAUAAAUUUAAUUUAAUAUCUGGUAGCUGAUGUGCAAUUUUUAUUUCUAUAUUUAUGACUUUAAUCGAAUUUGAGCAAUGUAUUUCUUAUCGUUCGCAUGAAUAAUUAAAAUAAAAUAAUUCGUAUUGUGCAUAAUUAAUUUAUUUUAAUAGGGCCCUAAAAAUUUGUAAUGCCUCAGGGCCUUCGAAGGUUAAAUCCUUCACUGUAUGUAACGGCGCCAAAGAGAUACAGAUAUAAAACUUUUUAAGAAUAAAGGCAAAAUUGUAGGUAGCGAAUUGUAGAUUACACACUUUUGAUUGGUCAAAAAUACUAAUGUUUACAUUUGAAAUGUUAAAUCUUUUUUAGUUCGUGUAUGAAGUCCGAUUAUCAGAAAAUAUUUGCUACAGAUUAAACAUGUGAGAAAUUAUGUUUACUGAAAAUAUAUAAGUGUUAAAAAAUAAUCUAUUAUAUUUUUUACAAAAUUCUGUAAAAAAUUAAUAAAAGUAAUAUGAAUAACAUAAACAUACGUGAUGCUAUUGUAAAGGCUUCUCAAAUACCAAGAACAGACGAAGAGAUAUAUUUUGUUCGACUUGACAAACCGGACCAAUCUUGGAUUGAUCAUAACAUGAAUUUAAAGAAUAUUAAAGUACCAAGAAAUAUACAGUUAAUAGAAACAGAUACUUUAGAUACAUCAAAUAAUAUGGACUCAAAAUAUUGUUUAAAUGAAAAUGAAAUAUUGUCUUCUAUAAAAGCUGUAAAUGGUGGAAUUAGUUAUUCUAAUAAAUUUCUAGAAUAUCAAUGGAAAUUAAAACAAAUGAGAAACAAUUUAGAUACAGAGAACGUUAACACUAAUAUAUCAAACAGUAAAACUUACUCUAAUUGUAACAAUGAUGUUAAAUCAUCAAAUGUACAAAUUAUUAAUACAGACAAAUCAAAAAAAAUAGAAAAUAAUGAAGAUUCUCAUUCUAUUCAAGAAGUUCUAAAACAGUGUAAACUUGAAAAGAAUGCUUUAAUCUUAGGACUUUUAAAUAGUAAACAAAUAACUAUAGAAGAUUUGCAAAUACCAAGCAAAUCAAAUUUAAAACAUGAAACAUUCCACAAUCACUCUGAUCUUCAAACUGAAGAUAUUGCUGUUGGAAAUCAUCUAAUACAGCAUCCAGAUGAUCCAGACAUAUAUAUCCAUCCAUUGCAACUAAUGGAAAAAUCAAAAAAGCAUGCUAAUAUAAUGCUAGAAUAUGUCGGAAUGAAGGAAGUAGUUACUCCAAAACAAUAUUAUAUUAAUGAGACUGAUAAUAUGUCAUUUGAGUUUAUAAAAAAAAAUGUAGAAAAUAAGUAAUUAUUAUAAAUAUACCAUAAUCAAGAUAUAUUUAUAAAUUUAGUAUUAAAUAUGAUUUUUUAUAUAGUUUAGAAGGUAUAAUAUAGCUUAGAAAGUAUGCAUAAAAUGAGUGAUAUUGAAAGAUAUUAGAAAUUGAUACAUGAGUUCUUAUAUCAAAAUUAGUAAUAUAAAGAACAUCAAAAAAGUUAUUUUUUUAAACAAAUACUUGUAAGCUAAAUAUUUUGUCAAAUUAUAUAAGACUUG
Vespula pensylvanica (western yellowjacket) is the source of this 1676-nucleotide messenger RNA. RefSeq lists its product as uncharacterized. NCBI's taxonomy places the organism in Eukaryota, Metazoa, Arthropoda, Insecta, Hymenoptera, Vespidae. The record is from RefSeq and is a predicted model, not a curated record. The coding region runs from base 606 to 1433 and encodes 275 amino acids. The transcript has 5 exons.